Medicago truncatula (barrel medic) is the source of this 948-nucleotide messenger RNA. RefSeq names its product agamous-like MADS-box protein AGL17. The record is from RefSeq and is a predicted model, not a curated record. The transcript has a single exon. Lineage: Eukaryota; Viridiplantae; Streptophyta; Magnoliopsida; Fabales; Fabaceae. Gene Ontology annotation, molecular function: protein dimerization activity; RNA polymerase II cis-regulatory region sequence-specific DNA binding; DNA-binding transcription factor activity, RNA polymerase II-specific. Gene Ontology annotation, biological process: positive regulation of transcription by RNA polymerase II. Bases 1 to 948 code for a protein of 315 amino acids.
AUGGGUCGUGGAAGAAUAUCUAUGGAACUCAUUCAAAAGGAGAGAUCUAGAAAGAUAACAUUGCAAAAGAGAAAGGAUGGUUUAAUAAAGAAAGCAAAGGAAUUUUCCAUUCUUUGUGAUGUUGAUGUUUGUUUGAUCUUGUACGCUCCUAACCUUGAAGGCCAAGGAUAUAUUGAACCUGAAACAUGGCCUAAAGACAAAAGAGAGGUACAAAGAGUUCUUCAAAAGUACUAUGAGACAACAAUUGAUAGGCGUCCUAAGACCUAUGAUGUUCAAGAAUAUUUUAAGGAAAGGAUGAAAAAAGUUGAAUUGGAGAUUUACAAAGUGCGUAAAGAGAGGUUAAAGAUGAAGUAUCCAACUUGGGAUGAAUCUUACAAUUCUUUUGGAAAUGAACAAUUGAGGUCAUUUGUUAGGUUUUUGGAUUCUAAGCUUGACGCAUGUGAUCAAAAGAUGAAUAUGCGAAAAGAUGAAUCAUACAAGGUCAAUAACCUUAUUAGUUCUCCUUACUUGACCUCAAAUUCAGGUACCAACUUCAAUCUCAUGCAUACCAACAUAUCUCAAGUUAAAAUUUACUCUCCAUUGAUGAAUAUUUGUGAUAAAAAUCCCUUAGGGUUUUGGCCAAUUCGAUUGGGACAAAGCUCUCAACAUUCUCUUAUGGUUUCCAGUGCACAAAGCUCCUACUAUUACCCUAGCAAGCAUAUUGAUGCUAAUGUUACCUAUGAUUCAAAAAUCAGUAUGAAGAAGAAGGAUGAAGUUAAAAAUGACAAAAACUUGCCAUCAUACUAUUACAAUGGAAAUGCAAUGAUAAUGCAAUCAUAUCCUAUUGCUAUGCCUACUCCUCCUUUUCAGAAUCUUGCAAACCUAUCCCAUGAAUAUCUACUUUAUGGAUCCUAUGAUAUAGAUAGUAUUCAAGCUCAACUGUUCAACUCCAAGAAUGGAACGAAGUAG